Messenger RNA from Mercenaria mercenaria, 7827 nucleotides. Its product is annotated as CDK2-associated and cullin domain-containing protein 1-like. Gene Ontology annotation, molecular function: ubiquitin protein ligase binding. NCBI's taxonomy places the organism in Eukaryota, Metazoa, Mollusca, Bivalvia, Venerida, Veneridae. The record is from RefSeq and is a predicted model, not a curated record. Gene Ontology annotation, biological process: ubiquitin-dependent protein catabolic process. The transcript has 9 exons. Bases 94 to 924 code for a protein of 276 amino acids.
CUGUCUACUUCCGGUUUUGAAAUUUCGACAGAUUUUCAGAAAAUUGUUUUUGUUUCUUUCAAAUAGUUAACUGCUGACAAUUUAAAUGCACUGAUGGAUGAACCCAUGGAGGAAACAUGUGAGGUUGAUUCAACUCAGCCUGACAUAGAACUUGAGCAACCCAAACUUCAGCCGACAAAUCCGUUGCUGCGUCCUGGUAGUAUGGUAAUGAUGACAAUCACAGUAGAAGACUAUGAGACAAUGUACUGGCCCAAGUUGGAACAAGCCAUAAACCAGCUGCUUACCAUGACGCCAGGACAAUAUAUUCCUAUUUCUUAUGAACAGAUGUACAGUUGUGUUUACAAGUGUGUAUGUAAGCAGUUUUCCGAGAGAUUGUACCAAGAUCUUCUAACAUAUAUGUCAAAUCAUCUAGCUUCCAUAUCACAUGAGCUGCAGAGCCUGGUUCAGUCUCCAAAUGUGUUUAUAGAAAAGUUCUCAUAUAUAUUAAACCAGUAUAUUCAAGCAUUGGGUGGAAUAGUACCAAUUUUUAAUUACAUGAACAGAUUUUAUGUUGAAACAAAAUUAAAAACAGACCUGAAUGAAGAAUUGCUGAAGUUGUUUCGGACCAAUGUUGUGGACACACAUAUUACGUUUUUAUUGUCAUUAUUAGAAGAAGCAAAUGCAAAACCAUUUACAGUGUCUCCACCUGUGAUGUCAUGUUUAAUAAAGAAUUUACAUUCUCUAAACCAAGAAUAUGCAAAAAUGAAACCACACUUAUUUUCACGCUACAUACCAAAUAUUCAUCCGCCCACACAUGUGUCAGAACUGGACAAAUAUGUUGAGGAAACAAAACUCUUACAACGGGAAAUCCAAAGUUUACCUGGCUUUGAAGGCUGUGAUAGUUCAACAUAUAGAAAGAGACCAAACGAGGAGGAUGUAAAAUAGCUGACAGUGUUUUGUUACAGUGGCUUUCAGUGAAUGGGUUACUUGUUAUACAGUGACGGGCUCGGCUACAUCAGUGGUAAUAGGCAAUCCAUCAUAACAAAUAUAGACAGCAGUUAUGUCAUAACAAUGUCACAGUGGUAACAUCAUGACAAGCUUCCGUUUUCGGCUGGUUCAGUUUUUACCAGCUUUUAUAAUGAUACAGGCUGCUUUACAUCAUUAGCUCACCUGUCACAAAGUGACAAGGUGAGCUUUUGUGAUCGUGCGGUGUCCGUCGUCCGUCCGUCCGUGCGUCCGUCCGUCCGUAAACUUUUGCUUGUGACCACUCUAGAGGUCACAUUUUUCAUGGGAUCUUUAUGAAAGUUGGUCAGAAUGUUCAUCUUGAUGAUAUCCAGGUCAAGUUCGAAACUGGGUCACGUGCCAUCAAAAACUAGGUCAGUAGGUCUAAAAAUAGAAAAUCAUUGUGACCUCUCUAGAGGCCAUAUAUUUCACAAGAUCUUCAUGAAAAUUGGUCAGAAUGUUCACCUUGAUGAUAUCUAGGUCAAGUUCGAAACUGGGUCACGUUCCAUCCAAAACUAGGUCAGUAGGUCUAAAAAUAGAAAAACCUUGUGACCUCUCUAGAGGCCAUAUAUUUCACAAGAUCUUCAUGAAAAUUGGUCAGAAUGUUCACCUUGAUGAUAUCUAGGUCAAGUUCGAAACUGGGUCAUGUGCCGUCAAAAACUAGGUCAGUAGGUCAAAUAUUAGAAAAACCUUGUGACCUCUCUAAAGGCCAUAUUUUUCAUUGGAUCUGUAUGAAAGUUGGUCUGAAUGUUCAUCUUGAUGAUAUCUAGGUCAAGUUCGAAACUGGGUCAUGUGUGAUCAAAAACUAGGUCAGUAGGUCUAAAAAUAGAAAAACCUUGUGACCUCUCUAGAGGCCAUAUAUUUCAUGAGAUCUUCAUGAAAAUUGGUCAGAAUGUUCAUCUUGAUGGUAUCAAGGUCAAGUUCGAAAGUGGGUCACGUGCCGUCAAAAACUAGGUCAGUAGGUCAAAUAAUAGAAAACCUUGUGACCUCUCUAGAGGCCAUAUAUUUCACAAGAUCUUCAUGAAAAUUGGUCAGAAUGUUCAUCUUGAUGAUAUCUAGGUCAAGUUCGAAACUGGGUCACGUUCCUUCAAAAACUAGGUCAGUAGGUCUAAAAAUAGAAAAACCUUGUGACCUCUCUAGAGGCCAAAUAUUUCACAAGAUCUUCAUGAAAAUUGGUCAGAAUGUUCACCUGAUGAUAUCUAGGUCAAGUUCGAAACUGGGUCACGUGCCGAUAAAAACUAGGUCAGUAGGUCAAAUAAUAGAAAAACCUUAUGAACUCUCUAAAGGCCAUAUUUUUCAUGGGAUCUGUAUGAAAGUUGCUCAGAAUGUUCAUCUUGAUGAUAUCUAGGUCAAGUUCGAAACUGGGUCACCUGCGGUCAAAAACUAGGUCAGUAGGGCUAAAAAUAGAAAAACCUUGUGACCACUCUAGAGGCCAUAUAUUUCAUGAGAUCUUCUUGAAAAUUGGUCAGAAUGUUCAUCUUGAUGAUAUCUAGGUCAAGUUUGAAACUGGGUCACGUGCCAUCAAAAACUAGGUCAGUAGGUCAAAUAAUAGAAAAAACCUUGUGACCUCUCUAGAGGCCAUAUUUUUCAUGGGAUCUGUAUGAAAGUUGGUCAGAAUGUUCACCUUGAUGAUAUCUAGGUCAAGUUCGAAAGUGGGUCACAUGCCAUCAAAAACUAGGUCAGUAGGUCAAAUAAUAGAAAGACCUUAUGACCUCUCUAAAGGCCAUAUUUUUCAUGGGAUCUAUAUGAAAAUUGGUCUGAAUGUUCAUCUUGAUGAUAUCUAGGUCAAGUUCGAAACAGGGUCAUGUGCGGUCAAAACUAGGUCAGUAGGUCUAAAAAUAGAAAAACCUUGUGACCUCUCUAGAGGCCAUACUUGUGAAUGGAUCUCCCUAAAAAUUGGUCAGAAUGUUCAUCUUGAUGAUAUCUAGGUCAAGUUUGAAACUGGGUCAUGUGCCGUAAAAAACUAGGUCAGUAGGUCAAAUAAUAGAAAAACCUUGUGACCUCUCUAGAGGCCAUACUUUUCAUGGGAUCUGUAUGAAAGUUGGUCUGAAUGUUCAUCUUUAUGAUAUGUAGGUCAAAUUUGAAACUGGGUCAACUGCUAUCAAAAACUAGGUCAGUAAGUCUAAAAUUAUUAAAAUCUUUUGACCUCUCUAGAGGCCAUAUUCUUCAAUGGAUCUUCAUGAAAAUUGAUCUGAAUAUUCACCUUGAUGAUAUCUAGGUCAGUUUCAAAACUGGGUCACGUGCGGUCAAAAACUAGGCCAGUAGGUAUAAAAAUAGAAAAACCUUGUGACCUCUCUAGAGGCCAUAUUUUUCAUGAGAUCUUCAUGAAAAUUAGUGAGAAUGUUCACCUUGAUGAUAUCUAUAUAAAGUUCAAAACAGGGUCACGUACCUUCGAAAACUAGGUCAAUAGGUCAAAUAAUAGAAAAACCUUGUGACCUCUCUAGAGACCAUAUUUUUCAAUGGAUCUUCAUGAAAAUUGGUCAGAAUUUUUAUCUUGAUAAUAUCUAGGUCAAGUUCAAAACUGGGUCACAUGAGCUCAAAAACUAGGUCACUAUGUCAAAUAAUAGAAAAAAGGCUGUCAUACUCAAAACUGGGUCAUGUGGGAAGAGGUGAGCGAUUCAGGACCAUCAUGGUCCUCUUGUUGUUAGUUGCUAUAUCAUCCUAACAGACUGGUUGCGUUUUUAAACACACCUGAAAUGGGACAUCUUAUGAAAACACCUGCAGUGGCAUCCAUAGAAACCCACAAUGUUUAUGGGCAUAUAAUGUCAACCCAUUUCGAUAACCAGCUGGAUUCUCCAAGUCGCUAUGGAGUUACGACCCAUUUACUACUAAAAAAUCUCAGAAUAUGAUAAUUUGAGCAGUUCUUACCUAAUAUUCACCAAACUUUGUCACAGUGUUCAUGGGCAUAACUUGUCAACCAGUUAUAUAACAAGCUGGAUCCUCCAGUCUCUAUGUAGUUAUGGCCUUUGAACUACUCACAAUUGUGAAAAUUGACAGUUUCCACCCACCAACUUGAGCAAUUCUUAUCCAAUGAAACCAAACUGGGUAACUGUUCAUGGCCAUAAUAUCUUGUCCAAGUAUGAGAACUGUCUGGAUUGUUCUGUUGGCUGUGGAGUUACAGCCCUUGAAUUAUUAAAAGAAAUAAAAUUGACAGUGUCCACUGUUUAACUUCAGUAGUUCUUACCCAGUGUUCCCUUAGUUUUGGUCUCAAUGUCUAGGGGUGUAAUAACUCAGACAAGUUUGAUAACCAGCUGAAUGGUCCCAGUCACUCAUGUUUUAUGACCCUUUACCCCUUGAAUUACUUGCAAUUUCAAAAAUUUACAAUGUGCUCUUAAUAACUUAAGCAGUUCUUAUCCAAUGUUUGCCAAACUUUAAAUGUUUAUGAGCAUAUUAUCUUCGCGAGGUUUCAUAACCACCUGGAUAGUCUCUGCCACACUGGAGUUAUGGCCCUUGAAUUAGUUGAAAUUGACAAAAUGGACAAUUGGUCUAAGACUCUGCUCAAUAAGUAAAUUCCAAAAGUAGUUUGCUGCUACCAGGAUAUAUUGUGACAGUUUGGCUCUAUUAUCACUAAAACGCAUUUUGUUUAAGAUGGGUUAUUUCAGAACUGGUAACAUUGAAACAAUUUUCUGUAUCAGGGCAAGCCUCUGGUUUAAUAGGCAAUGUUUUCAGUGCAUAAAGCUCAUGUUUUGGGAUAUGGGACAACAGCCAAAUCAGAAAAGUGUUUCCUUCUGCAGUGGCAUAAAUAUUGUGAUAGUUUCUGUUGGUUUUAGGGGAAUCUGACCUAUAUUUGUGGUUACAUUACCAGCUGGUAUAUAAAUAAAGACUUGGUAGACCAGUCUGUAACUAUGUGCAUCAUUACUUUAGUGUCAAUAUUUUUACAGACUUGCUAUGUCUUAAAGAUAUAUUAUUCUGAAAUUUUAUAUUUAAGAAUAUGAAAAUCUAUAUAAAUAUAGAAUAAACAUGUUUAUAUGAAUAAAGAGUACACUCAGUAUGUUUGGUUUAAAAUACUACACAUGUAUACGUUAAUGCAGUAUGAAUAUGUAAUCUAAAAAGUGUUUUAGAAAAUAGCUGUUACUAGAUAACAUUUAAUUAUGGUUGUAGCACUACAUGUGCAGUGAUAUAGUUAUCCCAGUUAAAUAUAGGGACUAUAUUUUCUAGGAUUUUCUAGAUUUAUAAUAACCCUUAUCAUGCUGGACAAGAUUGAUUCUGCCUUUGCAACCAGUGUAGAUCAUGAUCAGCCUGCACGUCCAUGCAGUCUGAUCAUGAUCUGCACUGUUUGGCAUUCAGUCAGUAUCUUUUUGGUAAGCACCCCUUUAAACAGUUAAUUGUACUGUCCAAACUGAAAGGUGGACAAGUUCAUUAUAGAAAUUUAGCAGGCUAAGGGUUAAUAUCUUAUGAAAUAUGCGAGCAUAGUAUAUCUUUAACUGAUAUGCACAUUGUUAACAUUACUGUUUGAGAUAUUGUUAUACACUGGUUUUUAUCACUACCAUCUUGUAAAUUGUUAUAAUUGCUUAUAUGAGCCGUGCCAUGGGAAAACCAACAUAGUGGGUGUGCGACCAGCAUGGAUCCAGACCAGACUGCGCAUCCGCGCAGUCUGGUCAGGAUCCAUGCUGUUCGCUUUUAAAGCCUAAUGAAAUUGGAGACACUGUUAGCGAACAGCAUGGAUCCUGACCAGACUGCGCGGAUGCGCUGGCUGGUCUGGAUCCAUGCUGGUCGCAAACCCACUAUGUUGGUUUUCUCAUGGCACGGCUCAUAUCAUGUUUUAUUGGUUGAAAACCAUGUAUGCCAACAUUAGCUGGAGGAUUAGGAUGGUUCGGCUACUUCAUUUUAUCAGUAUGAAACUUGUUAUCAUAGGAGAAAGUGAUACUUAAUUAAGGGAGAGUCAUACUGACUUUGUCUUAUCUGUUUGCCUGCUUAGCUGUGACAAAGUGAAUUUAUGCUACUGCCUUUCUGGCACUCCAAACUCGAGAUUUUUAAAAAGAAUUCUUUAAUUUUCUUGCCGUAUGUGCUUAUAAGACACAUCCCUCUUGUUGACCUGGAAAUAUGACCCAAAGAAAUGGGUUUUAUAAACAAAAAAAAGAUGGUAGUUAAGAUUCUUACAAACAGAUCAGUAUUUUGGUGUUUUACUACUAAAUGUGUCUGGUGUUGGGUUCAGCUGAUUAUUUCUCAUAGUUACUUUCUGAACUUAAAAGUAAACUAAGUCCUAAGUUUCUUUUACAGCAAAAGUACGGUUGAAUCUACCAAUUAAUAAAUGGUCAUCUCUUUUAAGCAGCCACUUGCCUUAACCCUUCAAGCUGGAAACAGUGGAUUCAGCGUUUGUGACCAGUGCAGAUCAUGAUAACCUGGCACAUCCGUGCAGUCUGAUCAAGAUCUUCACUGUUCGCCAUUCAGUCAGUAUCUGUUUGGUAAGCACCCCUUUUAACAGUUAAUGGUAUUGUCCAAAUUGAAAGAUGGACAAGUUCAUUACAGAAAUUUAGCAGGGUAUGGGUUAAGCUGUCAUUCAGCUAUCUUCCCAGAUUGUCAUUCUGUUCUAAUUUCAACUUGUCUUAAGCAGCCACUUGCCUUAAACAGUGAGAGUAGCUUGUUCACUUGGCUGGCUGAGUAACACAUGUUUGACUGUAUAAAUUUUAAGGAGAAUCUAAGAAAUUCAAACUUUGAAAAUAGACAGAACCAAGCCUUUGAUCUGCAUUUUGUAGCUUAUUCAUUCUUUAUGGUGGGUGUAUUCUUCUACUUUAAAAUUAAAAUGCUUGAACUUGUGUUGUCAAUAACUCAAGUGUCUUAUUGGGGCAUCAGAAGGUUUUUCAUUGCAGAAUUUAUAACGUCUCAUGAACAGACUCAGUCAAACCGAGUCUGCUAUUAUUUUGCCUGUUUGCAAUCUUUGCUUCCAAAGGAUCUUUUUACAGAUUUUGUUGUUACCUUCCAUUGUAGUGUUGAAAGAUGGAUGAUGCCUGCACUUAAUAGCUAAUUGAAAAGGAAACUUUCAUAUCUCGGACAUAAUAUAUAUAGGUGAAGUUAAACAUUGAAAAUCAACAGUUGGUUUUGAUGUUUAUGGUGUUUUAUUUAUGUUAUUGUAUGAAAUGUGGGCACUAAAUUUUUUAUGCUUUUUUUAUGGGACAGAUAUGUAUGUUCAGUUGUCUGGUGCCAUUUAAUGUUAAGUUCGCAAAACAAUUUACCUAUAAACUUCAACCUAUUUAUCAUAUUUUAUAGCACUUUGCAUAUUUAUACUUUUUUUUGUCAGUAUAAUUCAUUUUUCAGCCGUAACAACUGUAAUUAAAUAAUGUACAAAGGUAUGUGUGUAAAAAUCAGUGUUGGUAUUUCAAAUCAUCCAAUGUCAGUGAUAAACUGAAAAAAAUUUCUAAAACUUAAAUUAUUUUUAUUAAUUUGCAGCAUUUCAAUGCAAAGUGUAUGUAUAGUGUAAAGUUCAUAUAGUUUUUAAAACUACUACUGUCUUUGAUAUUAAGCAGAAGUCGCAAAAAGUGACACAAGGGUAUACAACAAGAAAGUAUAUUUCAUGAACUAUCUGUAACACUUUAAUAGGUAUGAUUAUCAUUAAUUUAAGCACAUGUUACAAUGCUAUAAGGUAAGACAGUUGUAAAAAAGGAUUGGAAAUUCAUUAAGUUUAUGGGAAAAUUGUUCAGUGAAGUUUAAAAUAUUUUGGUUUUUGACUGUAUUAACAUGUUUAUUAUAUAUUCAUGUAUUUGGUUUAUUUCAUCUUGCUGAAAAAGUGCUAUGAUGCAAGAACAGUUGUUUAUUAUUUCUCUGUUACAAUGUAUAUUGCAUUAAAUUACUUCAAUGUGCAUUUUUGUACAUAUUAUAUAUGAAUUGAAAUAAAGUAUAAGAAUGCUA